Messenger RNA from Pisolithus orientalis, 393 nucleotides. RefSeq lists its product as uncharacterized. The transcript has 6 exons. NCBI's taxonomy places the organism in Eukaryota, Fungi, Basidiomycota, Agaricomycetes, Boletales, Pisolithaceae. Bases 35 to 253 code for a protein of 72 amino acids. The record is from RefSeq and is a predicted model, not a curated record. Gene Ontology annotation, molecular function: glutathione specific gamma-glutamylcyclotransferase activity. Gene Ontology annotation, biological process: glutathione catabolic process.
UUGGUACUGAUCGUUUAGACCUUCUUUUAGUGUUAUGUCGGCCGUCCAGAUAACUGCUCAUUGGACUCCGGAGGCUCUUGUGGUCCAUAAUGCAUAUCGUCAUGUCGGCCAUCCAGAUAACCCCUCAUUCGUGGGUUCAGAGCCUCUGGAGACUCUCGCGGAUCGCAUCCGAAGAUCGGCCGGACUGUCGGGGAGAAACAAGACUUGCAUUGCUUCUUCUACUAGUCCUCUUGGCAUCCAGAACAUGGGAUAGAAUUCACGCACUGGAUAAUGAGAACAGUAACCAACGCCAAGGAUAAUUCCGACAGACCCGAUAACUAGAACAUGCGUCGACUGUGAAAACACUAAGACGAGACGACAGAGAUGUAGCACAAUAACCUCUGUGCGUCAGGU